AUGGCCCUGGCGUGCCUCAGAGCACCCACGGUGUACCCCGGGGCCCUAAUAGUGAACAUCAAGGUUGAGAUCGAUAAGGGUUUCGAGAUCCUGGAGUGGUUCCACCAGCAGCCAAAUGCAUCGGUGGUGUUCCUAUGCUUCGGGAGCUUAGGGAGCUUUGACGAGGACCAGGUGAAAGAGAUCGCUUGCGCGUUGGAGCGGAGCGGGUGCCCUUCCUAUGGUCCCCACGGUGGCCUCCGGCGAAGAACAAGCCAGGAGCCCCCUGUGAAUACACAAAUCCCACAGAGGUCCUACCCGACGGGUUCUUGGACAGGACGGCUGGGGUCGGGAGAGCGAUCGGUGUGGCUUCAAUAUGCAGAGCAACAGCUCGAUGCAUUCGAGCUAGUGGUGGAGCUCGGCCUCGCGGUGGGUAUCAAGAUGGAUUGUGAGAGAGAUCCAGUCAAAGGGAGCGACGUCGUCGUGAUGGCAAAUGAAAUAGCGGGAGGGAUAAGGAAGUUCAUGCAGGGCAAGGACGCCGACGAGAGGAGGAAGAAGAUGAAAGAGGUGAGUGACAAGAGUAGGAAGGCUUUGAUGAAGGGAGGCUCUUCUUACUUGUCUUUGCCUCACUUCACUGAAGAUCUUUGCCGACACUGA
Eucalyptus grandis is the source of this 633-nucleotide messenger RNA. Its product is annotated as UDP-glycosyltransferase 71A15-like. The record is from RefSeq and is a predicted model, not a curated record. The transcript is spliced from 2 exons. The coding region runs from base 1 to 633 and encodes 210 amino acids. Lineage: Eukaryota; Viridiplantae; Streptophyta; Magnoliopsida; Myrtales; Myrtaceae.